Daucus carota subsp. sativus is the source of this 642-nucleotide messenger RNA. RefSeq lists its product as uncharacterized. Lineage: Eukaryota; Viridiplantae; Streptophyta; Magnoliopsida; Apiales; Apiaceae. The record is from RefSeq and is a predicted model, not a curated record. Bases 1 to 642 code for a protein of 213 amino acids. The transcript has 2 exons. Gene Ontology annotation, molecular function: protein dimerization activity.
AUGACUAUGGUUCGAGCUACGAAAGUGGAACUACAGUCAUUAAGAGAAGACAAAUGGGAGACAUUUUUAGAAAGUGUUAAGAAUUUUUGUGUUGAGAACUCCAUUGAAGUACCUAAUAUGAAUGACACAAUACCAAUUCGGGGUCGCUCAAGGCGUGAAGGACAAGCUGUUACAUACUUUCAUCUAUACCGUGUUGAAAUAUUUUGUGGGGUGAUUGAUAUUAUUUCUCGAGAGAUGGAAAAUCGUUUUUCAGAGACAAACAGUGAGCUGCUUACUUGCAUUGCCUCUCUUGAUCCCCGAAAUUCUUUUUUGGAUUUUGAUCAUGCAAAGCUUCUUCGAUUAGCACAGUUUUAUCCAAAUGAUUUCUCGUUAAUGGAUCAAGAACUGUUGGGUACUCAGUUAAACAACUUCAUCUUUGAUGUCCGAAGCGAUAAACAUAUUUCAGAACUUAAGAAUAUAGGGGAGCUUGCAAUUAAAAUGGUGAAGACUCGUAGACAUACAGCUUAUCCUCUUGUUUAUCGAUUGAUUGAGUUAGCUCUUGUUUUGCCUAUUGCGACAGCUACCGUUGAGAGAGUAUUCUCGGCAAUGAAAAUUGUGAAGUCUGUAAGUCUAAAUGUAAAGACAACCCUAUCUGUUACAUAG